AUGCCCAAUAACCAGGUGGACGAAGAGGCAUUUGCGUUUCCGUCAUCACAUGAUGUGGUCCAACCGUCAGCAGGAAAGGGACUGAAUCUAUCGGGCAGAAUCAUCAAUGCGAUGACGACCUUGCCUGACCAGAUUUAUAAGACGGAGGAUGGCAGUUGGAAUGUGAAGCACGUCAGGGGCAACUCCGCGCUUUACGCUUCCAACUACUUUUUAUCCCAACACACGCAAUGGGAGACCCAUUUGGUAGCGUGGACUGGCGAAUUGUAUGCGUAUGACGAGGUUCAUCCGAGAGCAAUUCCCACAUCCCAGCUCCUGGAGUCGGACCCGUUGUACCUGAGUGAAGAAGCCAAGGUGGAUGUCACCCAGAAGCUCAGAAAGGCAAGCAACACCGAGAACAUCCACCCGGUAUGGCUAUUGCGGAAAGACCAAACCAGAUGGAGGAAAUACGCCGAGAACGUGAUCUGGCCUAUUCUCCAUUACAUGCAGAACAAACCCUCUGACGGAAGAGAGGAGACCGAGUGGUGGCACGACUACGUGAAGUUCAAUGAGGCAUAUGCGGCUAAGAUAAAGGAGAUUUACAAGCCUGGUGAUAUUAUCUGGAUCCACGACUAUUAUUUAUUGCUGCUGCCCCAGAUCAUCAGAAUGGAGAUUCCUGAUGCCAAAGUGGGACUGUUUCUCCACGUUCCGUUUCCAAGCUCCGAGUACUUCAGAUGUCUCUCCAAACGGACGCUGAUUCUCAACGGUAUGCUGAGUGCCAACCAGAUCGGAUUCCAGGCUUAUUCGUUCUCAAGACACUUCAUCAGCUGCUGCGCCAGACUGCUCGGGUGCGAGGUCUCACCCACUUCGAUCACCUCCCGCGGAUUUCACGUCGGCGUCAUUGUAGAGCCACUCGGAAUAGACACGGCCAAGAUAGAAAACGACGCUUUUACUUCCAGUGUCGAGGAGAAGGUUCUCGCCAUCAAGGAGCUGAAUCUGAACAGGAAGAUCAUCAUAGGUAGAGAUAGAUUGGACACGGUCCGCGGUGUUGUUCAAAAGCUGCAGGCGUUUGAGAUGUUCCUUUCGAUGUAUCCGGAGUGGAGGAAGAAGGUGGUGAUGAUUCAGGUUUCGUUCCCCAGUUUCUACCAUUCGGCCAAGCUGGAGAAGCAGGUGAGCGAGCUUAUCGCCAACAUUAACGGCAAGUACGGCACUCUGGAUUUCAUCCCUGUUCAGCACUACGAGAUGAGAGUUGCCAAAGACGAGUAUCUUGCUCUGCUGAGGGUUGCCGAUCUGGGGCUUAUCACCUGUGUUAGAGAUGGCAUGAACACCACGGCAUUGGAGUACGUGGUGUGCCAGAAGAAGACAAACUCUCCUCUGAUUUUGUCCGAGUUCAGCGGAACAGUGACUGUUCUGGGCGACGCAAUCCAGGUCAAUCCAUGGGAUUCGGUUGGUGUUGCCAAUGCAAUCAACGAGUGUUUGCUGAUGCCCAGUUCGACCAAGGCCAGCUUGGAACAGAAGUUGUACGCCCAGGUGACCAAUAACACGAUUCAGGACUGGACCUCGAAGUUCAUACUUCAUUUGCUGGGAACCUUGAAAAACACCCAGAAUGUCAAGGGUACUCCGUAUCUGAACAAGCCUUUGGUCUUGAACAAUUACAAUGCUGCUCACAGAAGACUGUUUCUAUUCGAUUACGACGGAACCCUCACUCCGAUCGUCAAAGAACCAAGUGCAGCCAUUCCCUCAGCCAGACUCCAGUCAUUACUCCAGAAGAUUACCAGUGACCCCAAGAACGAGCUUUGGAUCAUCAGUGGAAGAGACCAGCAGUUUCUGGAAAAGUGGAUUGCGUCCAACAAUCCGAACGUUGGGCUUUCCGCAGAACACGGCUGCUUCAUGAAAGUUGUGGGAGCCCAAAAGUGGAUCAACCUUGCUGAAAGUUUUGACAUGUCAUGGCAAAAGGAAGUUGCUGAGGUGUUCCAGCAGUACACAGAACGCACCCCCGGAUCUUUUAUCGAGCGCAAGAAGGUUGCCUUGACCUGGCACCAUCGUAAGGCCGAUCCAGAGUUUGGUGAGUACCAGGCCUCGAAGUGCAAACAACAACUUGACGAGACAGUUGCAAAGAAGUACGAUGUGGAGGUGAUGGUGGGCAAGGCCAAUAUUGAGGUGCGUCCCAAGUUCGUCAAUAAGGGCGAGAUUGUCAAGAGACUGAUCCUUCACACAAAUCCCACGUCUGGUGAAAUGAGAACCGUAAGCGAGCUUCCUGAUUUCAUGAUGUGCAUGGGAGACGAUCUCACCGACGAAGACAUGUUCAAUGCUAUGAAUGGGAUCGAGCAGCAAUGGGUCACCGACGCAAGACCAUCCAAUGCCUUCGGAACAUAUGGAGUGUAUACCAUCUCUGUCGGUCCCGCUAACAAACCAACGUGUGCAAAGGCCUACCUCUCGGACCCCCAGCAGGUUAUGGAUACCCUUGGCUUGUUGCUUGGCGAGGUCUCGUUGUUUGAGACAGCUGGAACAGUGGAGUUGGAUGACCGUGGUCAUUUGAAGGACAGCCAGUCGAGUCAAAAGUCCCAGGAAACGAGGAAACUGUAUGAGACGUCCCAGCUCACCAGAUCAUUGUCCAAACAAUAA
This is a messenger RNA of Kuraishia capsulata CBS 1993, 2601 nucleotides long. RefSeq lists its product as uncharacterized. Gene Ontology annotation, biological process: fungal-type cell wall organization; trehalose biosynthetic process; cellular response to heat. The transcript is spliced from 2 exons. The coding region runs from base 1 to 2601 and encodes 866 amino acids. Gene Ontology annotation, cellular component: cytosol; alpha,alpha-trehalose-phosphate synthase complex (UDP-forming). Lineage: Eukaryota; Fungi; Ascomycota; Pichiomycetes; Pichiales; Pichiaceae. Gene Ontology annotation, molecular function: catalytic activity. The record is from RefSeq and is a predicted model, not a curated record.